AUGUCUCGACCCUCGCUUCGAAAGCUACUGAAAACCCGGCAUAAGAACUCCCGCUUGAAACCGUUACUGAGCACACAGAUCACUGUGGUACUCGAGAAAAAGAGUCAGCCGCUUAGAGGAGAGGCUCGAGUUGAGGUUGCUAAUAGUGAUAGAGUGAUCGAAUCGGACGCUGUGCCAUUGAUUGAUCAGCUCUUAGAUGGGCUUGUUGAGAUAGGUCAGAAUGAAGCAAAUGCCCCUAGUGGAAGGAAUAUGCCCAGAGGUGGUUUAGAGAAUAAGUCAAUAAGUAAGAUCGAAAGGGCAGGGAUAUCUCUGGGGCUAGUUAAACAUAUGUCGCAAAGAGUAGUAUCUGAAUCUGUAUCUGAUGAGGAUACUGCUGCAGCGGCUGAGGCUGUGCGACUUCUUGAGAGCACCGACGGAGCGAAGCAAUUCAACCAGAGUAUCCCAGCUCUCAAGUUAGCUCGGGACGGGAGGAACCACAUAACUUGCUCGGAAGCUAUUGCAUUGAUAGGCAGAGCUUACCGGUACAAUAAAGCAGGCAAUUGA
Molecule: messenger RNA, 543 nt
Organism: Sphenostylis stenocarpa
Lineage: Eukaryota; Viridiplantae; Streptophyta; Magnoliopsida; Fabales; Fabaceae
Source: the annotation of a GenBank genome assembly